Messenger RNA from Rhodofomes roseus, 2643 nucleotides. RefSeq names its product P-loop containing nucleoside triphosphate hydrolase protein. Gene Ontology annotation, molecular function: RNA helicase activity; hydrolase activity, acting on acid anhydrides. The record is from RefSeq and is a predicted model, not a curated record. The coding region runs from base 160 to 2544 and encodes 794 amino acids. Gene Ontology annotation, biological process: RNA catabolic process; mitochondrial RNA 3'-end processing. Gene Ontology annotation, cellular component: mitochondrial degradosome. NCBI's taxonomy places the organism in Eukaryota, Fungi, Basidiomycota, Agaricomycetes, Polyporales, Fomitopsidaceae. The transcript is spliced from 3 exons.
CACAAGGCUGCCACAGUGACUCUCCGUCCACCAACCGUCCACUCCCCUUAGGCUACAGCCAGUCCUGGCUGGUCUGUUCUCCCAGUGCUGUGUAUUUCUGGAACUUGACUGGGCUGGAGCUGGAAUACUGUUCACAUUCCUCACCUCGUCCUCGGUGAGAUGAACAGACUCUGCAACGCGAUAUGCUCGCGUUGCCGCCAUGACCUCCUCCGACCGAGCGCUGCUGGAUCCAAGCUCUUCAGCAGAGGGCGUUCAGCGACAGCUGUCAAUAGGAGACUACCCAUCAGGUCGAAGGCCAUACCUCAUGCCUCCGGCUUUGGUGCACCGCCGUUGAAGAAGCCGGAGACAUCACCCCCCGAGCCACUUCUCUCGCAUACCAGCGUCGAGAGCCACCUCGCAAACAACGUCAAGAUGUGGGCCAGCGAGCAACGCCUGGUGUACAGGCUGGAGAGCUUCGGGUUUAGUGACCCCGACAUCGGGCCAAUGAUAACCUGCUUCAUGACUGCCGUCAGACAAAACGCGGUCAUCUCUGCGCUCGGUUAUGACGAAGAAUACUUGACACGGAUGGCGGACGACCUCUCGCAACCAAGCGAGAAGUUCGAUAUGCUCGACAGGUGGCUCACGAAGCUGCUCUUCGAGUGGGGUGACCACCCCGCAGGACGGGCUGCCCUGAAGGACGUUGUCACACCCUCCACUAUUUCCAAGCUCUCCGAGCUAUUCCAGGCCGCGGACAUGUCGAAACUCAUGAAUUUAUAUCCCAUGACGCGAUCUUCACGGCGACGCAAGAUCAUCAUGCACGUCGGCCCGACCAACAGCGGCAAGACGCACCACGCUCUCCGGGCGUUGGCUGCAGCGAGGACGGGGGUGUACGCAGGGCCCUUGCGGUUGCUGGCCCACGAAAUCUGGGAACGACUGAACAAAGGUCAGAUCAUCCCGGCUGGCGUUGAAGCCGAUGAGGAAGAGGUCGACAAAGACCCCUCGAGCACGUUCGACGUCGGUACUCAGCCGAUCAUUCGGAAGAGCGGAGACAAGCGGUAUGCGAGGAUAUGCAACCUAAUCACGGGCGAGGAGCAGAAGAUCGUUGACGAGAACGCGACUCUCACGAGCUGUACCGUGGAGAUGGCGUCCAUCACGCAAAGAUUCGAAGUUGCAGUCGUCGACGAAAUCCAGAUGCUGUCCAACCCGGAACGUGGCGGAGGCUGGCUUCGUGCCCUCCUGGGCCUCAACGCUGCAGAAGUGCAUCUUUGUGGAGAGGAGACGGCUGUUCCCCUUGUCAAAUCCCUCCUCCGCGACAGCGGUGACGAUAUAGUGGUGAAACGCUAUGAGCGCCUCACCCCGCUUCGGGUGGAGGACAGUAGUCUUCACGGUGAUCUAAGCAAGAUCAAGAAGGGCGACUGCCUUGUAACCUUCUCCCGCAAGCAGAUUUUCGCGCUCAAGAAAAGCAUCCAGGCAUCGACUGGGAUGCAAUGUGCAGUUGCAUAUGGCCGUUUGCCCCCGGAGAUUCGCAGCGAACAGGCUGCGUUGUUCAACACGCCGGGUAGUGGAUAUGACGUGCUGAUUGGUAGCGAUGCCAUCGGAAUGGGAUUGAAUCUGAAAAUCAAACGUAUCGUGCUAGAAGCAGUCCAUAAGUGGAACGGGGUUCGACAAAUCCUUCUAUCGAACUCAGAUAUCAAGCAGAUCGCAGGUCGCGCCGGACGCUAUGGGAUGCACGGCGACAGUAACGCUGGCGGCACCACCACAACUCUGUACCAACCUGACCUUCAAAACCUCCGCCGCGCCCUCGCUGCCCCGAUAAAGUAUCUCAAGCAAGCUCGCAUCUCAACAUACGGGGAUACGUACAAGGCCGUGGCUGCUGUGCUGUCCGCAGAUACCGUACCGGUGACGAUCGCGGACGUGUUCUACUACGUGGCGAAGCUGCCUCCGAAUUGCGAGCUCGAGGACGUGCGCAAGAUGCGCCUGCGGUACGGGGCCUUCAACGAGAAACAAGGGGACAUGACUUUGGAUGCCCAGUUAGUCUUCCACAUGUCGCCCACGCCCUCCCAUGAUCCUCUGGCACAAACAGCUCUCCGCGCGGCGAUACGCAUAUACUGCGAGGAUUUCCGCGUUAGGCUGAAGGAUGUGCUACGGGAAGCGAGCCUCCUCGAGGAGUACGAAAAGGCGAUGCAAAUUGUCAAGGAGGGGAGUUCGAUUGGCAAUACCCAGCACGCACUUGAGACGUUGGAGUCGGUGCACAAAAUCAUCGUCAUGUACUUGUGGCUGUCCUACCGUUUCCCGGUGGCGUUCAUCGACCAGGAAGAGGCCUUCAAGCGGAGGGACGAGACGGAGCAGGCUAUGCAGAGGUGCUUGGAGCUUGUCAGCGUGGUCAAGCGAGGGAAGCAGCGUCCGAAGACCAUCUUGAGGCAAGACGAACCGAUUAAGUACACGACUCACUCCGCCCUCCGUCUUGCAGCCUUCCAGAAACGUUCGGACAUCCUUGAACAUCACAAGGAUCUUUAUCAGCAACCGGGUGCCCCCCACGAGCUGAAGAAGGACGCGCGGAAGUAGGCUGUACCACGUGAGCGUGUUACGGCAUCCGCCGUGGUUGGAUUGGCCCAUCCCCCUACCCCGAUCGCACCUCACAGAACGCACCCACCUACUCUUACC